Chaetomium fimeti is the source of this 1610-nucleotide messenger RNA. RefSeq lists its product as uncharacterized. NCBI's taxonomy places the organism in Eukaryota, Fungi, Ascomycota, Sordariomycetes, Sordariales, Chaetomiaceae. The record is from RefSeq and is a predicted model, not a curated record. Bases 1 to 1440 code for a protein of 479 amino acids. The transcript has a single exon.
AUGGCGACUAUGAUGCCAGAACACGAUAUCCUAUCCCCGCCCAAGAAAAGGGCUCUACCAUUCAAGCGCACCGUCGCGCGGAAGCAACAAUCCAGUGAAGAACCAAAGAAACCCGAGGAGGACAACGAUCUGGAUCUCUUCCGGCACUCGAAAGAAGUGUUUCCCGAAGUCCUCCGCGAAGCCAAAGAAGCGGGGGAAGAAAAGGAUCAAAGCCAAAAUGACCACAAGCGCAGGAAGCUUUCGUCAAGCUCUUCGAGCGAUCCGAUACACUCGCGCAAGCGAUCAACGGUUGCCGACGAAUCCGACGACGAUUUAAUCAUGGAUGUCAAAGGGAAGGGGAAAGAGAUAAUUCGACCCAGGAGGUUGUCGACGCCUCCCGGGCCUUCCUCAGCACAGACGCUCUCACGAACACCAGGCUCGAACCGAACAACCCCAAAGACAAAGACACGCGCAUCAAGGAGAAGCCGGUCGAGAAACCGGACCGGCUCGCCAGCACUCCCAGUCACCAUCCUCGAUGACUCCGACGAGGAGGACAUCAAACCCACCACAUCCCGCUCCCAACCAAGGGACUCAACAACCGACACCGCAACCCCCCUCCGUUCCGCGCCGCCAGCCGACUCCUCCUCCCCCAUCGAAAUCCUCACCAACCCGCUCUCCGACCCCGAACCCCCCAACGAAGACUUCUCCGAAUGGGUCAACAAAGCGCGCGCCCUGCAAGCCGCCGAAAGCCAAAACACCGUCGCCACCAUCUUCAUCACCUCACGACUACCCGGGUGCGAGGAGCCCAUGCUCGUGACGCGGCGCCUCAACCAGGGCGUCCAGCUGCUCCUAGACGUAUGGGUGAGCAGGAACGAGGCAGCGCUCGGCCCCACCGCCGCCGCCGCCGAGCCGGGCCGUCUCUUCCUCACCUGGAAGGGCAACAAGAUCUACGGCCACAGCACGCUCGCGUCCCUGGGCGUGCAGGUCGACGCCCGCGGCGCCCUGCGCGACAACGUCGGCGAGGGCUACGUGCGUGGUGGUGGGUUGCAUCUGGAGGUGUGGACUGAGGAGGUCUAUGCCGAGUAUCUGGAGAAUCGGGGUAAGGAGUGGGCGCUGAAGUUGGGGGUGGAGGAGGAGGGGGAAGAGGAGGGGGAUGUGGUAGAGGCGGGGACUGGUUUUGGUGGGGCGGGUGAGGAGGUACCGCCGGCUAGGAAGAAGGGGAUCCGCAUCGUGCUCAAGGCCAAGGAGCACGAGCCGCUUAAGCUCACGGCGAGGGAGGAGACGGAUGCCGAGAUGCUUGUCGAGGCGUUCCGGACGCAACGGGGUAUUGGGCCGGAGUGGGAGCUUGCCAUUUCGUUUGAUGGGGAACGGCUGGAUGAUGACGUGCUGAUUUCGGAUCUUGAUGUCGAUCCGGACGAGGUGAACCAGCUGGAGGUGCUCAUGAAAGAGGCCAGUGGGUGAGGAAUUGGUAUGGAGGCCCCUUUGGGGACCCGGGGGGGGCGAUGAUUUCACGAACGGAUGACGGUUGAGACUAUGAUACCCAGCGGAGUUUGAAGGAUAUAGGAAGGAAGCACGCCAGAGCUUUCACCAAUAGUGUACGGUGGGCGUUCCCGCAAGCCUCGGUACUAGGG